AUGACCAAGUUGACAAAUGCUCAGAAAUUUGGUCAUGGUGACUGCAGCGGCGCUGUGGAUCGCCCCGCUCACCCCACCAAGGCAGGAAUCAACGACAUUAAACGCAACCAAGGGCCCGUAGUGGACCGUUCGCCCAAGGAUGUACAAUUUCAGGAGCAGCGUGAUACAAUGAGACCCAAGCAUGGCCAGAAGCUGCCGCAACAGCAGGCGGCACAUACUGCGGAAAGCGAAAAAGACAAACAAAGGAGUAUUGAUAUGCAUUUGCGGGGUGAACGCGACAACGAUGAUUUACCUGUUCCUCCAGCUGAAGUCCGCGGCGGAAUGCGCUACUCGGAGUGA
Molecule: messenger RNA, 339 nt
Organism: Phaeodactylum tricornutum CCAP 1055/1
Lineage: Eukaryota; Bacillariophyta; Bacillariophyceae; Surirellales; Neidiaceae
Exons: 2
Coding region: 1-339 (112 amino acids)
Source: RefSeq, a predicted model, not a curated record